UACCAUCAAACAGAUGAGAAAAGAGUUCGCCUGUAUUUUAUGACCCGAUAAUCGAUCCAUCACCAAGCAACUCUGGACCAGCUCCAUUCCUCCAUCUAGAAGAACAGUUGCCCUGCACAGCCGUAUUCAGCCAGUGCAACACAAGUACAUCGAGCUAAAUUACACACAAAUCAUGUACUAACAAUGGAUACCCUACGGUCAGUGAAAGCUGUGCAAUGGUCAAACACUCACAUAAUACAAGUGUCUUUGCAUUUGCAAGAACAAAAACUGAAAAAAAUCAGGUUAUGUUGUUAGUAUUAGCCUAUGGAGUGGGUUGUUUGACCUGCCUUUGACCAGCCAUCCAUCCAUCCUUGUGUCCUCUCCGACUCUCCGUUCCCCUUCCUCCCGACCUUCUCCAUCCGUUGCAGAGAAAAAAGGACCAAGCUUUAUCGCAUCACCGCCCCUCUAAUCGCGAGAUCGAGAUCGACACGACAACACAGCACCAUCAGGGGGAGCGAGAGGUGGUUGGUGGCCGCGUCGAUCGGCCGCUCGCUCCCCAUGGUCGGCCCCAAGCCCAACCGGAUGUGCAAAUCCAAGAGCGCCAUCGCCACCACCGCCUCCACCACGGCCGCCGCCGCCUCCACCCCGCGAAACCACCGCUCGCCGCGUUCGACCGCAACCAGCUCCUACCCGGCUGCCUACUCCUAUUCCACCUCCUCCUCCACCGCCACCUCCUCCGCGGCCUCCCUCGCCGCGCUCCGCGACUCCCUCCCGGAGCUGCCGCUCCUCUUCACCUUCCACGACCUCGCCGCCGCCACCGCUAACUUCUCCUCCAAGCACCGCCUCCUCCGCGCCGCGCCCUCCUCCUCCAACUCCUUCCGCUGCUCCCUCCGGGGCCACCCCGCCGCGGUCUUCCGCCGCCCGCUCCGCCGCGACGCGCGCGAGGUCACCGCGCGCCUCGCCGUCCUCGGCCACUGCCACCACGCCGCCAUCGCGCGCCUCCUCGGCGCCGCCGCGUCGCCCGACCGCACGACGCUCUUCCUCGCCUACGAGCUCGUCCCCGACGCCGCCCCGCUCUCCGCGCUGCUCCGGAACCCCAAGAACCCGUCCUUCACCCCGCUCGCCACCUGGCACUCGCGCCUCCAGCUCGCCGCCGACGUUUGCGACGCGCUCUACUACGUCCACCUCCAGGCGGAUACCAUCCACAACCGCCUCUCCGCGUCCUCCGUCCUCGUCUGCGGCGACGGGCCCCUCCCCCGCGCCAAGAUCGCCCAUUUUGGCGCCGCCGACCUCGCCGGCGAGCUCCCGGUCGAACAGAAAGACGACACCGAAGAGUCCAGGGGCAGCUCCGGGGGGCACCGCCGCCGCAGCAGCCGCGGGAGGCGCAUCGAGGGCACGCGCGGGUACAUGGCGCCGGAGCUCGUGUCGGGCGGCCCGCCGUCCCGGCGCUCCGACGUGUUCGCGCUGGGCGUGCUGCUGCUGGAGCUGGUGUCCGGGCAGGAGCCGGUGCGGUACGAGAUGGGGAACCGGGGCACGGGCGAGUACGAGAGGACGUCGCUGAUCGAGACCGCGGAGGCCGCGGCGGCGGAGGGCGGCGGGGAGGGGAUGCGCCGGUGGGUGGACCGCAGGCUGAGGGACUCGUUCCCCGUGGACGCGGCGGAGUCGCUUACCGCGCUGGCGCUGCGGUGCGUGGCCAAGGACCCCCUGGCGCGGCCGGACAUGUCGUGGGUGGCCGCCAAGGUGUCCAAGCUGUUCCUGGAGGCGCAGGAGUGGGCUGCCAAGUUCCGUGUCCCCACCGACAUCUCCAUCUCCAUCGCCCCCAGGUGAGGUGAGGUGGUGGUUCCCGAUGCUGGCGCCAUUGCUGCUCCACACCUGCGACGGCAGCCAAGGAAGGUCCUUGGCAUACCAGUACACAAGUAGGGGCCUUUCGGAUGGAGGAAGCCAUAAUCGAGAAGAGAAGAGUCAGUCAGUGCCAACCAACACUGAUGUUUGUAGAAAAAAUGGCUACAAGAACUUAUGGCUUGGAGAGACUUAUUCUUCCCUGUACUGUUUUUGUCCUCGCAACCGUCUCUCUCUAUUUUUUUUGUCAGUUCUUUUUUUUUUCUUUCUGAGUACCAGUACCACAGCCAUUAGUCAUCGGCAUCUGAAAAACAGAAAGGGCGCCAAUGGUUGCAGUGAGCACACACGAGUUUCGUAUCGUAGGAGCCAAUUUAACUGUC
Molecule: messenger RNA, 2198 nt
Organism: Panicum hallii
Lineage: Eukaryota; Viridiplantae; Streptophyta; Magnoliopsida; Poales; Poaceae
Product: lysM domain receptor-like kinase 3
Exons: 2
Coding region: 538-1806 (422 amino acids)
Biological process (GO): protein phosphorylation
Molecular function (GO): protein kinase activity; ATP binding
Source: RefSeq, a predicted model, not a curated record